This is a messenger RNA of Suillus discolor, 1395 nucleotides long. RefSeq lists its product as uncharacterized. Lineage: Eukaryota; Fungi; Basidiomycota; Agaricomycetes; Boletales; Suillaceae. The record is from RefSeq and is a predicted model, not a curated record. Bases 1 to 1395 code for a protein of 464 amino acids. The transcript is spliced from 2 exons.
AUGCCUCCAUUGCCAGUGCUUUCGCCAAUUGCUGAUUCUAGAAAAUUCAAUCUCAAUGCUUCUGCUGUGGCCGGUUUCUUCGGUGGUGAGGAAGCUAUCACUGCCAUGGCUACUGUGCACCUGUAUAGGGGGCGCAGAUGGCUCGGCUGGUACAACUCCCCCGGCAGCUACAUUAUAGCCAAGGAGUUUGGCAGGAUAUCCGGGUCAAGAUUUUGGAAUGGUCUUUUUCCUGGCUCCAACCAUUCUCCAGUUGUUGCAUUCAAACUGGACGGGAAGACUGGCCCGAAAUAUGUGGCGUCACACUCAGGAACUGUCAUGCAGCAGACAGGGCACCUUGCACAUCUCCUGACGCAGGGGACAGAAAACUCGGAUGUAGUGCCAACUUCUCUUCCUACCUCACGACAUGCUACAAUUUCACGUAUCUCUAUCGUCACUGUCCCUGAAAUCACAUAUGGCAACCUUCAUGUGCAGACCAUGAGCAUUCACCACACCGUCUUUGCCAGCUUCCCUAUCCUGGUCAGCGUCUGUACAUGCAUCUUUUCCGCCUUAUUCGCAGACUGGUACUGCUUUGCGAUGAUUCUCCUCGGAAUUAUUUCUAGCGGUGUCACGUGUUUUGUCAUUGGUUCUGGAGACCUUAAUAUCGAGACGGUCAAGACUCCAGCGGAGGGUUGCCCUCCAGGAGACGGGAUGCUCUUGAUGAAGAAUAACGUCAUCAUCUUGAAGGGAGAGGAAAAGGAUGUGAAUGUAAUCACGAAGGGGAAAUUUGUGCUAAAGCUGAAAGGAGAACCAGAGUAUACAGCUGUUGGGCUGUGCUCGCUGCUCCUUGAGGUGCAGUUUCUGCUGCAGCUCCUCCUCAUUCCCCAGGGAUCGCUGAUUGGUCAGACCAUGUUCCUGACUUCAAUAAUUGCAUCCUGGGCGUACAACUCCUUCCUCGCGUCCCUGGACGAGGAAAAACUACAACGGAAACUGUUUUACGACCAUAUUGGACUUCAGCAGCUAACUGUGCUUAGUUUUGAAGCUAGCACUCGGACCAGCAUGGCUGCAUUCACAUGCUUCGUUCUCUGCAAAGAUUUACUAAGGCCUCUUCGGGGUAUCAAGCCGAUGAACAUUCUGUUGGAGUUGGUGCCCAACGAGACGCCAGUGUGGCAGAAGUGGAGGGAGCAAGUGGUGGCUCAGGUCGAGAAAAAAGAGGGCGAAAUGAUUGAUUUCCAAUCUGAAGAUGUUGAUAUGUCAGGGCUUGACGAGCAUGACCAGGCACUUUUGAAAGACCUCCUGAAGGAUGCGAAGCAUGCGUACGAUGUCGGGCUCGCAGGAGGAGAAAGUACGCCGCUUUUGUUGACAGGCAGGUUCAUAUCGAAACCUAAAGCCUCUUGGGCGUCCUGUACAGGCAACUGA